Messenger RNA from Anopheles merus, 809 nucleotides. RefSeq lists its product as uncharacterized. NCBI's taxonomy places the organism in Eukaryota, Metazoa, Arthropoda, Insecta, Diptera, Culicidae. The transcript is spliced from 3 exons. The coding region runs from base 1 to 612 and encodes 203 amino acids. The record is from RefSeq and is a predicted model, not a curated record.
AUGGCAAGAAUUAUUCUGCUACGGGGUGAGUUUGAGUCGGUUGCGCCCGGUGGUUUGCAGUUCACCCGCACAGUGAAAUACGCACCUACGCAUCUUAUCAGUAAGCCACAGUCUCACAUACACAGAAAUGCGCGCGCUGACGCCUCGGGUGGUUUAGCUGGUGACAAGCUGGAAGAAAAAAGUGUUCCCGUGUGUGGCUCAUUUACUACAAACAAUACAUACGUAUCGAAGCUCAAUUUACAGGUGUUACGAAACGCAUGGAAGAAGAAAGAGAAGAACAACAUCCACCGCACGCGCGCCCCAACUGUAUCAACCGAAAGCAAUCCACCAAGGCUUGCUCAGCAUAAUAGUCGCAGGCUGUUUGAGGCCGACGAGAAAACCCCCACCACUACAGCAAGCCAUGAAUUUAUCAUGCUGAUGAUGUGCGGUGGUGGUUGGUGGAGUCCAGCCCACCACGGUCCCCCAAAACAAGCUCCACAACAACACACCGGAGGAGUACCGGUACAACAUGCGGCCCCUGGAGUAGUAGACCCCUUUCAUUUGGAUCGAUAUUUUGGCCCUGAAAUCGAUGUGUUCGGUGUAAUGGUGGCGCGCAUUUGCCCACCCGGUUAAUAAUCUCACACGUGAAAGUUGUCCUCUGUUUGUGCUUGGUGGCGAAUGCAGUCGUAGCGUGACCACAACACCGUUGAAUUAGCGUGACCCCGUCCGUUAAGUAUAGCUUUAAAAAAAAUGCCGGCAAACUGGUGCAUAAUCAUGGACAGGCAAAUCUUGAUUGAAAUUCUUCCUCACUGGGGAAGAGAGCAAAUUGG